GUUCCUUGCCAACAGGAACUUCUUAUCCUCUUUUGGCAUAUGCUCACCAUUAAUAAUGAUUUUUUGCGUUAUAUAUGUAGCAAGACAAACACUAAUGAAUUAUUAGUUGAGAGGGAUUUUGCAGUCCGAUUAAAUGAACAAUUUACAGGAAAUUAUCCAUUAGAUCUUCCUUCUUUUAAUGGAUCUUAUGCAGAUUUAUUUUGUCUUGUUGUACAUCGUGUUGUUACUGAUGCUGUACUU
Eimeria maxima is the source of this 240-nucleotide messenger RNA. RefSeq lists its product as hypothetical. The record is from RefSeq and is a predicted model, not a curated record. NCBI's taxonomy places the organism in Eukaryota, Apicomplexa, Conoidasida, Eucoccidiorida, Eimeriidae. The transcript is spliced from 3 exons. Gene Ontology annotation, cellular component: Golgi medial cisterna; Golgi trans cisterna; membrane. The annotation marks the transcript as partial.